AUGAGACCCUCAGCAGUACGCUUGCUCAACAUUCUGGUGCCCAUCAAAAGGCACGUCGUAGCCUGUGGGACGGUUGACUAUGCGGUGAAGGUCCGCGUGAAUCCCGACCAGAAGGGCGUCGAUCUCAAUGUCAAGCAUUCCAUGAAUCCAUUUGACGAGAUCGCCAUUGAGGAGGCUGUGCGGCUUCGGGAACGUCUGAAGGACCAAGUGAAGUCUAUUAAAGUGGUAACGAUUGGUCCUUCAAAAUCAGCGGAGACCCUUCGUACCGCGCUCGCCAUGGGUGCCGACUCGGGCGUCCAUGUCGAGAUUCCAGACUCCGCCCCCGCCCCCGAACCUCUGGGUAUCGCGAAGGCUUUGCGUGCGGUGAUUGAGCGCCAGAAGGAGGGCGUGGAUCUGGUGAUCAUGGGCAAGCAGGCAAUCGAUGACGACGCAGGUCAGACGGGGCAGAUGCUUGCGGGUAUUAUGAACUGGGCGCAGGCGACGUUUGCAAGCAAGGUUGACCUGGACGUUGAGAAGAAGGAGGCUACUGUUAUGAGAGAGAUUGAUGGUGGACUGGAGGAGCUGCGCUGCCGUUUACCUCUCGUCGUUACUACAGAUCUUCGCCUUAACGAGCCACGAUACGCGUCAUUGCCUAACAUCAUGAAGGCGAAGAAAAAGCCAAUCGAGAAAUUGACACCUGCUGACCUUCAGGUCGACCUCACUCCACGAUUGGAGACGGUGAAGGUUACGGAGCCUCCUAAGCGUGCUGGCGGCGGAAAGGUUUCGAGCGUGGACGAAUUGAUUGUGAAACUUAAGGAGGCAGGCAUCACUGCGGUGUCAUCCUAA
Messenger RNA from Laetiporus sulphureus 93-53, 825 nucleotides. Its product is annotated as electron transfer flavo protein, beta subunit. Gene Ontology annotation, molecular function: electron transfer activity. Gene Ontology annotation, cellular component: cytosol. Bases 1 to 825 code for a protein of 274 amino acids. The transcript is spliced from 7 exons. NCBI's taxonomy places the organism in Eukaryota, Fungi, Basidiomycota, Agaricomycetes, Polyporales, Laetiporaceae. The record is from RefSeq and is a predicted model, not a curated record.